UUCUCAGUCCUCAUCCUCACAGCGUGCGUCCCAUUCUGGGAAAAAUUUCGAAGUAAAGCCCCUUGUCUUCGCAAUUCUUCUGUUUCGAGAUUUCAUUUAAUUUCAUUUCUUAAUUUCUUUUGCGCGAUUCAAAUAUUACAGCUUUUAAUAGCUUUGAUUCUUGCUUGAAUGCAUGCCCUGAUGCCCUACCUCCAGAAUACUCGUUAUUUUGAAGUUUCAGGCUUCGAAUUUUAGGGUUCUAUUGCCUCUUCCUCCAAACAUAACAUGGAGGCCAUGGCUGGUAACCCUAGAAACAGUAGACUAAGAUAUCCACCCAAAAGUAUUUCAUCGAAAACUCCUAGGCAUUCAUCGCCGAUUCCAAAAUCGCAUAAGGCUUAUCAGUUUCCAUCCUACUUUGACGCACCGGAAGUUUCAUCGUCAGCCAGAACCAUCUGCGAUAUUCUCACUCGAGCAUCGCCUAAUGAUAUUGAAUCAGCGCUUUCCUCCGCCGGAAUCAAACCUUCUGCGGAUACUGUCCAUGAAGUUCUCAAACUUUCCUACAACUACCCUUCUUCUGCGGUGAAGUUCUUCCGCUGGGCGGGGCAGCUAAAGAAGCAUACGGCACGUGCGUGGAACGUAAUGGUCGAUCUGUUGGGGAAGAACCAACUAUUUGAACCCAUGUGGGAUGCAAUUCGAUCAAUGAAGCAAGAAGGGGCGCUUUCUUUGUCCACAUUUGUGUCUGCUUUUGAGAGUUAUUGCAUGGCUAGUAGGUUUAAUGAGGCUGUGAUGAGCUUUGAAGUUAUGGACAGAUAUGGGAUUCAGCAAGAUGUCGUAGCGGUGAAUUCGUUAUUGAGUGCGAUGUGUCGUGAAGAUAAUCAAACUUCAAGAGCCAUGGAAUUCUUUGGAAAAAUAAAGGAAAAGACACCUCCUGACGGGGACACGUUCUGUAUUUUAUUGGAAGGGUGGGAGAAAGAAGGGAAUGUAGCAAAAGCUAAGAGUGCUUUUGGCGAGAUGAUUGUUCGCGUUGGAUGGAGCCCAACAAAUGUGUCUGCUUAUGAUACAUUCCUGACAACUCUUGUUCGCGGGCUGCAGAUUGAUGAGGCCAUCAAAUUUCUUAGAGUUAUGAAGGAACAUGACUGCUUACCAAGUUUGAAAUUCUUUACUGAUGCUCUUGAUAUUCUCACAAAGCAAAAUGAUGCUGCUCGUGCUAUCCUUAUUUGGAAAAUAAUGGUGGAUGGUGGGUUGAUGCCCACCUUGACAAUGUACAAUGCCAUGAUUGGCUUGGUCUGCAUCAACAAUGAGAUUGGUCAUGCAUUUCAGCUACUCGAUGAGAUGGUCUUCCAUGGCGCUUUUCCUGACUCUUUAACUUAUAACAUGAUUUUUGAAUGCUUGGUGAAGAACAAAAAGGUUCGUCAAACUGAAAGGUUCUUUACUGAGAUGAUCAAGAAUGAAUGCCCGCCAACGCAUUCUAAUUGUGCGGCAGCCAUCACAAUGUUUUUUGAUUGUGAUGACCCUGAAGCAGCGAACGAGAUUUGGAGUUACAUGGUUGAUAAUCAUGUCAAGCCACUUGAUGAAAGUGCUAAUGCGUUGCUUUUGGGUCUGUGUAGCUUAGAUAGGUUACCAGAGUUGAGAAGGUCUGCAGAAGACAUGUUGGACAGAAACGUUAAUAUAUAUGAAUCAACUAUGAGGAGGUUGAAAGAUGCUUUCUAUAGAGAAGGUAGAAGUGGACGAGACAGAUAUGAUCUUCUCUAUCAGAGGCGGAGAGCUCGUAUGUUAGUGUAAUAUAUAACACUAUACCUCACUAUAUUUUCUUUACGUUUAGUUUUUUGUUCAUGGGGAAUCAUUUUUGAAGGCAUGAUGGCCUUCUUAUUCUUGGCCAUCUUGGAUCCAUCUUUAAAAGAGUGUUCUACAAGCUCCAUAUGUCCAUCCUGUUUCACUUCCACGAACACCUGGUCCUUUCAUAUUCUUUUCCUGUUGAUUCUUUUUCCUAAUGAACUCCUGCAUAAAUGUAAAUAUUCUGGUUUUAAGUGUCAGUUGCUUUUUGCUUGAGAGUGAAGGUUUCUGAAGCUGGCAUCACUUUGCUACUUGAGAAUGAGAUGACCUUCCAGAUAGGGAUGUUUAUGAAAUGUAGUUGAUUUGUUUUGCAUGGAAGUGAUUGGGGUUUUGUUCUCACAACAUUGUGAUCAUGAAUGUGAGCAUACUUAAGGCAACUGCUAAAGUUGCCUCGAGAAUUGAUAAUCAGUGUAUGAUUGUCAACUUAUUGUCAUUUCUA
Neltuma alba is the source of this 2251-nucleotide messenger RNA. Its product is annotated as pentatricopeptide repeat-containing protein At1g77360, mitochondrial-like. Gene Ontology annotation, molecular function: protein binding. The record is from RefSeq and is a predicted model, not a curated record. Bases 265 to 1761 code for a protein of 498 amino acids. The transcript has a single exon. NCBI's taxonomy places the organism in Eukaryota, Viridiplantae, Streptophyta, Magnoliopsida, Fabales, Fabaceae.